AUGGUUGCAAACUCCCAGUUAUAUAAUCUCCCUGUCGAGCUGCUCGACAUGGUAUUCCAAAACCUGCGAGGAUCGCAACAUUCUCUGAACAGUCUAGCGCACACCUGUCGCAAAUUCCAUGAGCUUACGAUCCCAAUACUUUAUUCCUCGAUCUUUCUGACAGAUCCAGCCAGCUGUGAGCAGCUGUAUCGGACAAUUCAGAAAUAUCCCACAUUUUGUUCCUACGUUCUCGAGUUACAAGUACACCGCCAUCAUGGCUCCGAUAACCCCUUUGCCGCAGAAGGGCAAACCAACGAAGCUCUUCUAGAUGUUCUUUGGGAACUGCCAAAUCUGGAGGCAUUGAUUCUGAAAAGCUUGCCCUUUCGCUCAGUGUUGGACGAUACGAGCCACAGACUGCUGCGUAUGUUUAUAAAAAGAAGAGGUAUUGUUGAGAUUGACUCCGACACUCAGUACGUGGGGCAAAAGUUACGCUCCUUAUAUCUCGGGUCUAACUUCAGUGACUCCAAUCAGAAUUCCUGGUUGCUUGGCCCCAACGAGGUUGUGUUUUAUAUGACCCAGCUCGAGAAGCUCUGCAUCCAAGGUGCCAGAAUCGAACGUAUGCACCACAGGAGCAUUGCUGCAGAAUGCUUUACCGACAGGACAUUUCUGAAAGAACUUGUCUUGCUCGACUGCGAUGUUUCACCAAGAACACUCUUCCAAAUUCUCAAUUUCAUUAGGCGUCUUACCCACUUUACCAUGAGAGGCCAAGCUCAUGCCCUCAGCAGCUUGGAUAUGAGUGACUAUAUUCGACAAUUCAACUACUGCGCUUCCGUGAAUAUCGAGCAUCUCGAAAUCGAUAUCGUGAAUGCAGAAAACUCCUCGGAUUUCUACUGGUUGGAGAAUCUGAAACAUCUUACCCUCUCUCCGGAGGGUCUUCAGGGCUAUCAAGCCGAUGAUUGGGCGGGAUAUGGUCGAAUUCUUCCAGACAAUUUGGAGACUCUCACGUUGAAAGAUUCCAAUCAACUGGGGUUUCCGUUGGAAAUACUACUUUCAAAGAUCGAGGGGGGAAGUCGCAAAUCCAAUGCAAAUGUUCCGACAUCCACACAUGUUUAUUCCUUUGUUGCUCUGGUCUCUUUGCACCGAUUUACCACACAGAUCCUCGCUACCAUGAACGCCCAAGCAGACCCCAACAGCAGCAUCCUCACUGGAGACAAGAAUACCAUAAUAGAAUGUUCGCUCAAAGGCUCCGCCAUCAACAACUGCUGGAUGAAGAAAUCCUCAUUACACGGCUGUGUCGUAUCCAACGUGGGUCAUAUGUCCCGGAUCACAGGCAGGGAUUCGCAGCUCUAUGACAUAGCUAUUUUCAAGGACUGCGAUAUUGAAGAAAGCACUGUUCGGAGCAUGAGCUUUUUGCAAAACUCGUCAAUCAGCAGGUCGGACAUUCGUAACAGUAGUACGAUAUCCCGAAGCCAUGCGAUCGGGACCAACGUUUCGCGGACUUACCUCUACAAAUCGCACUUGACAAAUUGUGAUGUCACCGAUUGCAAGAUCAUCGACUCCAAGUUCAAUGGCAUGAUACUGAAGAAUGGCGUUUGGAAGAUGGGGAUGCUGGUGGGGAAAUUUGGAGUCGGAGGUGGGGAGCCUGUUAUAAUGAGGAAAGAUCAGAUACAACCAGGACCUUCCACUGCUAUGUCUGGUGAAGCCCAGGUUGUGGACUGGGCCCCCACCGACGAUAUCCAGACGGCUGAUGGCCUUCCUGAUUACCUUAAUGGCCCUGCUUCGGAUCGACCCCCAGCAUACAAGCCUUAG
Messenger RNA from Penicillium paradoxum, 1788 nucleotides. RefSeq lists its product as uncharacterized. Gene Ontology annotation, molecular function: protein binding. The record is from RefSeq and is a predicted model, not a curated record. The coding region runs from base 1 to 1788 and encodes 595 amino acids. NCBI's taxonomy places the organism in Eukaryota, Fungi, Ascomycota, Eurotiomycetes, Eurotiales, Aspergillaceae. The transcript is spliced from 4 exons.